Trichoderma gamsii is the source of this 1146-nucleotide messenger RNA. RefSeq lists its product as hypothetical. Lineage: Eukaryota; Fungi; Ascomycota; Sordariomycetes; Hypocreales; Hypocreaceae. The transcript has 7 exons. The record is from RefSeq and is a predicted model, not a curated record. Gene Ontology annotation, cellular component: microtubule cytoskeleton; septin complex; cell division site. The coding region runs from base 1 to 1146 and encodes 381 amino acids. Gene Ontology annotation, biological process: cytoskeleton-dependent cytokinesis. Gene Ontology annotation, molecular function: GTP binding; molecular adaptor activity; GTPase activity.
AUGAUGUCCUCCAAGGUAAUCCGCCGAAAGAAGAAUGUCAAGAAGGGCAUUCAGUUCUGCCUGAUGGUGUGUGGUGCCUCUGGCACUGGCCGAACUACCUUUGUCAACACGCUCUGUGGCAAGUCUGUUCUCGAGCAUAAGGAAGCCGACGAUGCUUCCAACGCGCACAUUGAGGAGGGCGUCAAGAUCAAGCCCCUUACGGUUGAGCUUGAACUUGACGAGGAAGGCACCCGAAUCUCGCUGACCAUUGUCGAUACCCCUGGAUUUGGCGACCAGAUCGACAACGAGGCCAGCUUUUCAGAAAUCGUUGGCUACCUCGAGCGACAAUACGAUGAUAUUUUGGCCGAAGAGUCUCGUAUCAAGCGUAACCCUCGCUUCAGGGACAACCGUGUCCACGCCAUGCUUUAUUUUAUCACCCCUACCGGCCACGGGCUCCGAGAGCUCGAUAUCGAAUUGAUGAAGCGUCUUGCGCCCCGUGUCAACGUUAUUCCCGUCAUUGGCCGAGCCGAUACUCUGACCCCUCAGGAGCUUGCAGAGUCAAAGAAGCUGGUCAUGGAGGACAUUGAGCACUACAGGAUUCCCGUUUACAACUUCCCCUACGAUAUCGAGGAGGACGAUGAAGAUACUGUUGAGGAGAAUGCCGAGUUGAGAGGUCUCAUGCCUUUUGCCAUUGUUGGCUCAGAAGAUGUGGUCGAGAUUGGGGGCCGCAAGGUCCGUGCCCGCCAGUACCCAUGGGGUGUCGUUGAAGUCGAGAACCCUCGUCACUCAGACUUCUUGGCUAUUCGAUCAGCCCUUCUGCACAGCCACCUGGCUGAUUUGAAAGAAAUCACCCACGAUUUCUUGUAUGAGAACUACCGUACCGAGAAACUAUCUAAGAGUGUGGAUGGCGGUGCCUCUGGACUUGAUAGCUCCAUGAACCCUGAGGACUUGGCUUCCCAGUCUGUCCGCCUCAAGGAAGAGCAGCUCCGACGAGAGGAGGAGAAGCUGCGCGAGAUCGAGCUCAAGGUCCAGCGCGAGAUCAACGAGAAGCGACAAGAGCUGCUGGCGCGCGAAUCGCAGCUUCGCGAGAUAGAGGCCCGCAUGCAGCGCGAGACUGCCGCCGCCCAGGCGUCCCCCGCGCUGGAUACCAGUGUCACCGAGGAGUAG